AUGGGUUUUCUAUCAUAUAUCGAUAAGAAUCAGAUCCAGAUAUCCACGAAGCUUCUACUUGGGCUAUAUGGGUUGGACUACAUCAGUUCCAAGUAUUCUCCAACGAUCCAUUCGAUUACGUCAAAGUUUUUGCAUUUACAACCGAAUACCCAGUACGGUUCUGACUUUUAUGAUAUUGAUGUCAGUGAUUCAUUUUGUGUGGCAUAUUGGGUAGUGUUACUUACGUUUUUGAGAUCUACAUUGAUGCAAUGUUGUUUCAUGCCUGUUGCCAAACGCCUCUGUGGCAUUCAGUCGAAAAAAGCAAAGGUCCGCUUUGCGGAACAAAGUUGGUCUGUUGUCUACUAUUGUGUCUCGUUUGCUCUUGGGUUUUACCUUUACUACCACUCACCAUAUUGGAAUGAUUUGGACCAUAUUUUCAUUGGAUGGCCUCACGACCACAUGUCUCCACUUCUCAAGAAAUAUUACUUGGUAUCGAUUGCAUUCUGGUUACAGCAAGUGUUGGUUUUGAAUAUCGAAGAAAGGAGGAAAGACCACGUGCAGAUGUUCAGUCAUCAUAUAAUUACCUGUGCAUUAGUGAUUGGUUCCUAUUAUUACUACUUCAACCGCAUUGGAAAUCUUAUUUUGAUCAUCAUGGACUCUGUCGAUAUAUUUUUGUCCACAGCCAAAGUCCUCAAGUAUUCAGGUUUCAGCCGCAUAUGUGAUGUUAUGUUCCUUUUCUUUCUUGUCUCGUGGGUUAUUUUACGCCAUGGUGUGUAUAAUUACUUGUUUUAUCACUCAUGGAAGUACUCCACAAUUUUGAUGAAAGAUUCACAAUGCAUUCCCGGGUUACAACAAAAACGAUGCUGGACUCCUACUAUCAUCAACACCUUUCUCGUUUUACUAGGAGGCUUGCAAUUUAUCACUUGCAUUUGGAUGUAUUUGAUCCUAAAGGUUGCAUUGAAAGUGAUUAGAGGGCAAAGCGCUGAGGACGUUAGAAGCGAUGCGGAUGACACAGAUGUUGAAGAACAAACUGGACAGGAAGACUCAAGGGAAGGUACAGAUUCAUCGGUUGAAACAAUCACCGAGAUGGAUGAGAAAAACUAG
Molecule: messenger RNA, 1083 nt
Organism: Clavispora lusitaniae ATCC 42720
Lineage: Eukaryota; Fungi; Ascomycota; Pichiomycetes; Serinales; Metschnikowiaceae
Gene: LAC1
Product: Lac1p
Biological process (GO): ceramide biosynthetic process
Cellular component (GO): membrane
Molecular function (GO): sphingosine N-acyltransferase activity
Source: RefSeq, a predicted model, not a curated record